Molecule: messenger RNA, 2025 nt
Organism: Didymella exigua CBS 183.55
Lineage: Eukaryota; Fungi; Ascomycota; Dothideomycetes; Pleosporales; Didymellaceae
Product: cytochrome P450
Exons: 1
Coding region: 45-1694 (549 amino acids)
Molecular function (GO): iron ion binding; heme binding; oxidoreductase activity, acting on paired donors, with incorporation or reduction of molecular oxygen
Source: RefSeq, a predicted model, not a curated record
GCCUCUUCGAGUUUGAUAUGCAUUGGCAGGAUUGAAAUAACAAUAUGAUCUCCUCAUCGAUUCUAGUGGUGGCUCUACUGAGCGCACCAACUAUCUACCUACUUUUACGGUUACAGACAUGGCUGGAGGACAGAAAAAAGUUGCCAUUGCCUCCACAACCAGCAGGUGUACCAUUUCUAGGCAACGCCCUCGAUGUCAUUAAGUCCACAAAAACAGGCUCGCAACAUCUCCUCUUCGAAAAAUACGCUCGCAGCUGUGGCGAGAUCGUUCGCGUUCAAGUUGGCCCAUUCACCCAAUACUUCAUCAAUAGUGAUGAGGCUGUCAAAGCGAUCUUCGACAAAGCAUCGGCCACCACCUCGGAGCGCCCACGAUGGAUCGUUAGCAAUGAGCAGAUUUGCGAUCAAAAGAAUGUCCUGCUUUUGAACGCAAGUCAUCUACGGUGGAAACAGCAAAGAAAGGUCAUCUUGCAAGGCAUGACCAGCGUGCCGCGUGCUGAUGCUGGUAUUGAGUACCUGCACUUCGAGACUGCGAAGUUCUUGAAGCAAGUCGCCAACGACUAUGACUUAGCCAGUGACAGUGUUGGACUGUUCAACGAGAUCGGUCGGUACACCUACAGCGCAUUCGCAAGCCAGACAUUUGGAAUGGACAUUCCAGACGAGAAAGACCCAGCAAUCGAGUAUAUCUACCGCAGCGGCUUGGAGCAGAUCCUUGGUACUCUACCAGGCUCGCACCUUGUAGACAUAUUGCCAGUCCUCGACAGACUACCCCUAUUUUUCAAGCCGUGGGAAAAGAAAGCUAGAGCUCUCUUCCAGGACAACAAGAAAUGGUGCGACGAGCGUAAGCGAAGAGUUGAGGAUUCGAUCAAGGCGGGUACAGUGAACGACUCAUUCCUGGCUCGUGUGCUGCAGGACGAGAAGAGUAUGGGUUUCAGCGACCGAUCGGAGGCUGCCUAUCUGGCUCUCAUGCUCAUUAUGGGUGCUGCUGAUACAUCAAAAAUGUCAUCGUGGUCAUUCCUCGAGGCCAUGAUGCGAUUCCCUGAUGUCCAGGCCAAGGCACUCGCUGAGAUCGAAGCUGUUGUUGGAGUCGCACAACGUUUACCGGUUUAUGAAGAUCUCGAGUCCAUCCCAUAUGUUCGCUACCUGAUGAAGGAGCUUUGGCGUUGGCGCCCGCCAGUUGCGCUCGGCCACCCCCACAUAGUGACCAAAGAGCUGACAUACAACGGGGUUCGUCUACCUGCCGGGUCUCGUAUCCACCUCAAUGCUUGGGCUAUUGGUCACGAUCCAAAUCGGCACGCCGACCCAGAGCGCUUCUGGCCCGAACGAUAUGAGGGAGAUCUGACGACCAGCGAGCAGAGCAAGAACUCUGCCGACGUGAAAGACCGCGACCACUUUGCGUUUGGAUCCGGAAGACGUAUUUGUCCUGGAUACCACGUCGCUGAACGCUCACUUGCGAUUGCAAUCAUGCGCUUGGUGUGGGCUUUCGAAAUUGUUCCGGCGCCAAAUGCUAAAUUGCCAUUGGAUCCAAGAGACUAUCCUGGAGAGAUGCCUGGCAAUCCGGGCGAGCACAUGCCUGUUCUGUUGAAAGUUCGGAGCGAGGCAAAGAGAAAAGCCAUCGAUGAAGAGUAUGUUAAGGCAGAGGCCGCACAUCCGGCGAUGGAGCCUCUGACGCACGACGGCUGGUCCUGGAGAUUCUAAGGGGAGCUUGUUUUCACUGGGAAGAUGUGAAUCAGACUGUACAGUUUUGUAUGCACGAGGCAGACAUGUGCUAAAAGACCUCAGAACCUAAUACGCGAGUCACGUUAUGCAUCAUUCUGAGCUUUGUUUACACCGUCCGCUACACCAUUCCAGGGACACAAAUCUGACCAGGAUAUUGCCAUUACUAAGAACAUACCCUGUAGCACCAGUACUGAUAGCUUGCGAGCUGACAACGAACGGUGGCGGAUCAGCGCUGCGGUCAGCACCAGAGGUGAUGAGGUAGGAAGAGCCGCCCGGAACCAGGCGAACGAGAAAUGAAUUAAGUCAAGGG